AUUAUUUUGUGCCAGGCCCGGGGUACUACUUAAUAGUUGACAUUGCCGUGGCUCGAGACACGUUGCUUCGAGGAUCAAUACCACCCAGUGGCUUUGGCGGUCAUGUCGAAGCCUAUUUCGUUUGGUUUCGGCAAGCAAAAGCCCUCGCCUUCUUUUUCAUCUUCAGGCCUAGCCUCGCGCAAGACACCAACCCCGAGAGGGCCCCCCAAAACCGCACUUCGCAACGAUUCAGACAACGAAGAUGAGGACGAGCCUAGGCACGAGUCAGUCACUGGCUUCACGUCAAGUGGUGCUAUUCUAAGCGAAUCUGUGCAGGAAACAACACAAUUAGUUAUAAAGAAUCCCGGCAAUAGCGACUGGCGACGACGUGGGCGCAAGAACUUACUCCCAGCCGAAGUUCAAGCCCAACAACAAGGCGGCGGACCGGUUACGGUGGAAAGGGAUGAGGUCAGCAAAGAGAGUGGUCUGCAACUUGCAGACAAGACCGAGCAGGCAGCAGAGCCAAAUGGUGAUGACGCGAAGCGGGACACAACCGUGCAGGCAGACACAGAACCUGCCCCCAAACAGUUGACUGCGGACGAGGAGGCAUUACAAGCCUUACUUGACAACGGCACCGGGAAACCAAAGUCAAACGCUGUUAUUGUUCAACAAGGCAACACGCAGCUGUCAAUACGGGACGAGAUCGAGGACUUCAGAGAUGACGUUGCAGCCAGGCCUGACCCGUGCACCCUUGAGGAGUAUGCUGCAAUGCCAGUUGAAGAAUUUGGCCUGGCCAUGUUGAGAGGGAUGGGCCAGAAAAGACGUGCCAAUGGCGAGAUCAUCAACCUGGAUUCGAAACCGGAGGACAAUCCCCGAAAACUCCGGAAGCAGGAAGGUUUCCUUGGGAUUGGAGCAAAAGCCGCUCCAGGUACAGAUGUCGAACUUGGCGCCUGGGGUAAGGCAGACAUGCGCAAGAACGCCAAAGGACAGGGGUUCUUCACUCCAUUAAUGCGGGUGAACAAGGUUACUGGGGAACGCAUCUCAGAGGAAGAGUUACAGAAAAGGAUCAAAGAGUCAAAAAAUGUCAAAGAGGACGAUAAUUGGAAAAGAACGAGAGACCACGAUUCGGAUAGCAACCAGAACGGGCAUCGAGACUCCCGGGGCCAUCGUGCCGGUGACGACUAUCGCGAUCAAAUGAACUCAUUCUCGCGGCCCAGCUCAUCAAAACGAGAUCGCGACGACCGGGACUACUCUCAUUCGAAAGGAGAUAGGGAGGAUCGUGACUACGAGAGUUCAAACUCCAGGAGAAGGGACGAGAGGUCUCGAGAUGGAAGAAGCCGAGACCCUGGUGACUAUGACCGUGGCCACCGAGACAAGCAUCGAGACCGUCGUCGAGACGACGACAGGUACGAUUCAAAGUCAUCUAGUCGCACGCACAGAGACCGUGAUAGGGACCGUGAUAGGGAGAGGGACCGUGAUCGAGACACCGGCGGCGAACACCGCUACCGUGAGAGACGAUAAACAAUGACGAGACUGUUCAAGAUUCUCAUUCACCGUGCCCGGCAAGUACAAUUACACCAUUACAAUAUCUUCGCUACCGGCUGUUCCGUUGUCGAUGGCCAAAAGUCCAUCGCUGCCCACCGCGAUGCCAGCAACCUCAUCCAUUUCCCUGAGGGUGUAGUCGACUAAGUAACUCUCGUCGACUAGUUCCUCCAUGCGCUUGUAAUGUCGGUCGGUGUAAACUUCUAGCGCACGAAGCAACUCCUUCAUACCCCUGCCUUUUGCGCUAAGUUUCCGGUCUUUGGCCAUGUCCACAAACAGGCUCGCCGGGUAGCUCUUAAAGAGACAGUUUAGAACUCUCUGAGCAACGGUUGCGGUGCGAGCGUUCGUGUUCCAGUCACGCACGCGCUCGAGGAGGGUGAAGACCUGCUGUUGAUCAAGCGUCGCAAGAACGUCAUCCACAGCGGUCAGCCCCAUGAUGCUGGAGCUAUCUUUCUCGGCCUCAGGCAGAUUCAGCACGUCCUCGAAAACGCGAAGUAGACGGCCUGGGUGAUUCAAGGCCAGAGACAAGGUGAUCGCUUCACGGUAGUUCUUUGAGAAAAUGUGAUUCUGGAGCUGUUGGUCUUGUUCAAUGCGCUCGGUGGCCCGUUUCGAGGCCAAUGUUGCCGUCUGCACAGUCGUAUCGCGCCAGAACGUCAAAGUAGCGUCUGCACCGCCGGAAAUCAAGGGGUAUGGAUAUGUGGGAUGGCGAGAUUUUGGGUCCCUGUGGGCAGAGUCCGGCGCGGCCAAGGCCCAUACUCGGUCAGUGUGGUUAUCGAGCGUGGUUAGGAGGUGGUCGGAGUCUGUGGCGGAGUAAGGAGACCACAGCUUAACAAGAGUGUCGGACGAUGCGGAUGCUAUCAUUGGUUGGUUCGACCGAGCCUGACGCGAAUCCGACGACUCUUCAGAAUUGGGACUCGUAGAGGGUGGCGGGAUCCAGAUGACUUUCAGCACGGAAUUGCUGUGUCCCUCAAAGGUCUGGAGGCAGGUAUAUGUCGACAGAGACCAUACUUUGACCGUGCGAUCACUCGAACCACUGAUGAGUAUGGGCCUUGACCCGCUUGAUCCUCCGUCCGGCAGGCUGAGGGGAGGAGUUCCUGCCGGAGAGAAUCGGAUUGACCAAACGCCUCGCUUAUGGCCUCGCAAGAUUCCUGUCACGGACCCGUCUUCGAGAGACCAGAUCUUGAUUGUGCGAUCCUGGGAGGCGGAAGCAAAUAGCGGGGCCGUGGGAGAGACAUCCAAGGCAUUGAUAUCCUUCUCAUGCGCCACCCUUGUGAACAAGGCUUUGGCGGCAGCUUGAGGCUCUGUGAGCUUUGGAUCGUACUUCAUUUUCGACGUAUCCCAGCGUUUGAUGGUUUUGUCUUGUGACCCGGUAAGCAGGAAUGCCGGCGGAUGCCUCGCGGGAUCGCUGGCGGCCGUUCCGCUCGCCGGUGGACUUCUCGGAAGCGCAAUAGCACCAAGAGAUUCUGCGUGUCCUGCAAACAUAGCAAAACAAGUAUACGAUGAAGUUGAAGGAUCGAGCCUCCAAAGUCUCGCAGUGUUGUCUUUCGCCCCCGUGGCCAACCAAUGCCCAGACCAGUCGACAUCUAAGCAAAUGAUGAUAUCUUGAUGCCCUUCGAGCUGGGUCACGUCGCUUCCAAAAGACCCAUCGUCAUUUUCUGCGAUAGAGAUUAAUUUAACACUCUCUGUAUUUGUCGCCAGGGCAAGCAGCCUCCUAUCCGGCCCAACGCAAGCCAUAUCGAUAACCUCGUCCAGAGUUCCAGAGAUCGUCCGAAGUAAGGGCAAGACGUCUAACGUAUCUUUAGGCUGAAGGCUCCACAGAGAAGAUAUACUCCGCAAUCUCAUCGUCUGAUCCUGAUGUAUGGAAAGAAGGGCAUCCUCCUUAGUGACGGGAAUAAUGGCUGUGAUCGAAUCGUUUUCCAGCCCUGGUUUCUGCUUGGCGGUGACUUCUCGACCGGUAGUCGCGUCCCAUAUUCUGACUGCGCCAUGUUCGCCUCCACCAUAGCAGAAACGUCCACCAGAAAGGAACCCUGAGUCCUCCAAAACUUCCAGCGCAGGAAUGACUCUCUGCUGUGUCCAAGUCUGCGCGUCCCAGAGGAUUAUAGUCCUGUCUCGGCUGGCUGACAAGAACUGAUGCUGCUCUUCAGAGUAGUCCAGGCUCCGAACUACGCUGACAUGCGAGUCGAGAAUUGCAGCAGGUUUCCUUGUUGCUAGGUUCCAUAUGCGAAUCUUUCCGUCCUCGCCGCCCGAAGCAAGGUAGAUAGACCUAGUAGGAGCACUAUCGUCGAUCACCUUUUGACUCAGAUCGCGACUCUUCCGUUUCCGGCUUUUUGAAUUAGAGGUCUCAAGAGAAUUUGACUCAAAGAACUUCAGAGCAGAAACAACACCACCGUGCCCAUGGAACGUGUGGGAGGCAUAACCGCCUCUAAUGUCCCACACUUUGACGGUGCCGUCCGCUCCUCCAGUUGCCAGCAGCGAGCCGCUUGCGUCGAUGGUGGAAGAGACAACAGGAGUAUCAUGUGGUUUAACUGUCCGAGACAGGCUUGCCGAAAGAGUCUGGGAAUCUUCCGAGGGCUUGAGGGCAUAUAUUCGGAGAAAGAGCGAUCGAGAACAAACAACUAGAUAAGAGCCGUUAGGAGCCAGCGACAAGCUCGUCACAGCCUCGCCAUCCCCUUCAAUACGACAUGUAACCCUGCUUGUCUUGAUGUCAACAAGCAAGACUCCGUCCUCGACACACGUCGCUAGGGUCGAGCCAUCGGAUGUGUG
Exophiala dermatitidis NIH/UT8656 is the source of this 4284-nucleotide messenger RNA. RefSeq lists its product as uncharacterized. Lineage: Eukaryota; Fungi; Ascomycota; Eurotiomycetes; Chaetothyriales; Herpotrichiellaceae. Gene Ontology annotation, biological process: mRNA splicing, via spliceosome. The transcript has a single exon. The coding region runs from base 103 to 1500 and encodes 465 amino acids. The record is from RefSeq and is a predicted model, not a curated record. Gene Ontology annotation, cellular component: spliceosomal complex.